Pygocentrus nattereri (red-bellied piranha) is the source of this 1549-nucleotide messenger RNA. Its product is annotated as sialoadhesin-like. The transcript has 9 exons. The coding region runs from base 1 to 1506 and encodes 501 amino acids. NCBI's taxonomy places the organism in Eukaryota, Metazoa, Chordata, Actinopteri, Characiformes, Serrasalmidae. The record is from RefSeq and is a predicted model, not a curated record. Gene Ontology annotation, biological process: cell surface receptor signaling pathway. Gene Ontology annotation, molecular function: transmembrane signaling receptor activity.
AUGACUGAAACAGAGUACUGUGUAUUAAAUGAUGAGCAAAAUUCAUCUUUUAAUCUCAAAACUUCGGCUCUCAUUUUAAUAACAGUGUUGAACUGUGAUUUACUUACAGACAGCACUAAAGCUGUGGUGUCCAUAAAGCCUGAUAAACAGGUGUUUAAAGGAGAGACGGUCACUCUGAGAUGUGACAUGCAGGCAGGAGGAGACACUGAGUGGACUUACCGCUGGUAUAAAGAUGACCGUCUGUCCUCAAACAGAAGAACACAGGAGUUCACAGUCAGCUCUGUUACAGAGUCUAACGGUGGUAAAUACACCUGCAGAGGAGACAGAACACAUGACUUUCAGAGCUCAGAGAUCAGUGAUGCUGUUACCCUUACUUUGUCUGAUGUAGCUCAGGCAGUAUUGAGUGUGUCUCCACAGAGCUGGCUGACUGAAGGAGAGUCAGUGACUCUAAGUUGUGAGGUUACAGGCUCCUCUACAGGCUGGACAUUCAGCUGGUACAGAGCUGCUCUCUACAGACAAGGCUUAGAACAAAUAAGAGACGUUCAUGGCAAAGUUCUGUAUCAUGUAGAGCUCCUGUCAGACAGCAGAAGAGAAGCUGGAGGCUCCUACACUCUCAGUCCUGCUGCUCUAAAUCACACAGGAGUUUAUGUGUGCAGAGCAGAGAGAGGAGAACCAGCCUAUCAGACACAGUACAGCACUGCGCAGACACUGUGGAUCACUGGUUCAUCUCCUCCAGCCUCUCUGAUCAUCAGUCCCAGCAGAACUCAACACUUUAGUGCUGGCUCUCUCUCACUGAGCUGUGAGGGACAGAGUGACUCUACUGGAUGGAGAGUGAGGCGAUACACACACAGUGGGGAGGUGUCAGAUUGUUCAUCAGUUACAGGAUCUACAUGCAGCAUCAGCUCCCUCCACACAUCCCUCACUGGAGUUUACUGGUGUCAGUCUGAGUCUGGAGGAGGAAGUGAUCCUCUCAACAUCACAGUGCACAAUGGUGAUGUGAUUCUGGACAUUCCUGUCCAUCCUGUGUCUGAGGGAGAUUCUCUGACUCUCCGCUGUUUAUUUCGCUCCACAAAGCCCUCAAACCUCACAGCUGAUUUCUAUAAAGAUGGAUCACUGCUCCAGACCCAGACGACAGGAGAGAUGAUCAUCCGUACUGUCUCAAAGUCAGAUGAAGGUCUCUACCACUGUAAACACCCAGAGAGAGGAGAGUCACCACAGAGCUGGCUCUCAGUCAGAGCUUCAGGUUCUGGUGUAACAGUAGUAGUAAUAGUCGGAGUGUCAGUGGGACUGAGUCUAAUCUUGCUCCUCAUCAUCAUACUGGGCCUGAUUUGCUGCUACAAGAAGAGCAAAGGUGAUUCUGCAGCUCAGCCCAGUGAUGACACUUACGCUGAGAUUAUGACUACAAACAGCUACAGAGGAAACGAUGAAGCAGUGAGGAGACCAAAUGAUGUGGCUUAUUCCCAAAUUGAGAUGAAACAUUUCAACUACCACAGUGAAGGUCUGUGAAGAAAACUGCUGCUGCUGCUGUCGCAGGACAGAAAGUAAGCAU